GUUUUUGGGCUGAAGAGACCUCGUAUUGAUUCCAACCAAAUCUAUAAAUACUCAGAGUUUCCUUAUUUUUUUAAAGGGAUAUUUUUCUUUAUUUUAGUCCUUUUCCUUGAGUUUAAAGUUUCUUUUGUUCCAGAUAAUGCAUUAUAUAAGAAUUAAAUGGGUUGUUAUUUCAAAAAGAACAAAAACAGCUCAGUGGGAACAAUGGUUGUUGUGUGUUUGCUAGCUAGGUGGGAUUAGUGCUCAGAGCAGCCUAAUGGGUGUUAAAGGUGCACACAGGGGAGCUUCGGUAAUCAGAUUAAUAACAGCCUCAUUUAAUCAUGUUCUGUACUAGUUACGGCAUUUCAGUUCUUUCUGUCGAAGCUCUUGAAGCUCCUCACUAGAUGUGCACCUUUUCUGAUUGAUUCUUGUCUUUUCACUCUACUUACUUUAUUUUAGUACUUAAAUCAGUUUGUUCGAUCAGCAGUUGUCCUCCGUUGGUGACAUGGAUUAAGUUUGUUCACGAGGCUACUUUUUUGGUUCGUUUUCAGUCUUUUUGUUUCUUAAAAAAUCUGCAGUCAUGCUGCGAAGAAAAAGUGAUUUUUUUGUUUUCCGGGACACUUCUCUUUCUGUGAAAACUGAUAAGGAAGAGCAUAAAGAAGAGGAACCGGCGCCAAGCCCGUUUGAAGAGUAUGUGUAUGGACUGCUGCAGAUUAAGACGACCAGCGCUGAUCAAUUUGACAACUUGGAGAAGCAUACGCAGUGGGGAAUCGAAUAUGUGGAGAAGUACACCAAAUUCGUCAAGGAGCGAUCAGAUAUUGAAAUCAGCUAUGCAAAACAAAUUAGGAAUCUAUCAAAGAAAUAUCAGCCCAAGAAGAACUCAAAAGAAGAGGAGGAGAGCAAGUACUCGUUCUGUCGAGCCUUUCUAACAUCACUAAACGAGCUAAACGACUACGCGGGUCAACACGAGGUCAUAGCGGAGAACCUCAGUUCUCAGAUCAUCACUGAUUUGACGCGCUACCUGCAGGAGCUCAAGGCUGAGAGAAAAUCACACUUCCACGAUGGACGGAAAGCACAGCAGCAGCUUGAAAGCUCGUGGAAACAGUUGGAAUCAUGUAAAAAGAAGUUUGAGAGAGACUGCAAAGAAGCAGACAGAGCGCAGCAGUACUUUGAGAAGAUGGAUGCUGACAUUAACGUGACAAAAGCUGAUGUGGAGAAGGCACGGCAGCAAGCUCAGGUGCGGCACCAGAUGGCCGCCGACAGUAAGAACGAUUACCACUCCUACCUGCAGAAGUACAACCAGGAGCAACAUGAACAUUACUACACUGUUAUUCCCAACAUAUUUCAGAAACUUCAAGACAUGGAAGAGAAAAGAAUCGAGAGACUAGGAGUAUGUAUGAAGACAUUCGCUGAGGUGGACCGCCAAGUGCUGCCCAUCGUGGGGAAGUGUUUAGACGGCAUGACGAGCGCCGCUGAGGGCAUCGAGCCCAAGACCGACUCCAAUCAGGUGGUGGAGUCCUACAAGUCCGGGUUCGAGCCCCCAGGUGACGUGGAGUUCGAAGACUACGGUCAGGCCAUGAAGAGGACGGUGUCGGAGACCAGCCUGUCCAACUCCAGAGACGGCAAAGAGAAGCCUGCUGGCAAGAGCAAAAGCAAACUGUGGCCUUUCAUUAAGAACAAGAACAAGUCAACGACUUCAUGGCCUCCAAACCCAAAAUGCACUGCCUCCGGAGCCUGAGGCGAGGGCAACAAUCUCCGCGCUCGCUCCUUUAUCACAAAGAGCUCAUGAAGAGGACUCUGGGUCAACCCACAUAUGCUUUUGAAGCAAGGCAAUAUGUACUUUCUCUCAAGCUGAUCACACUCAAUUCCCACGUCCGGAGUCUCAUUGAGGGUUCCGGCCCUGAGGACUUCAGUCACCUGCCUCCAGAACAGAGGAGAAAGAAGCUGCAGGGCAAGGUGGACGAACUGAAAAAAGACAUUCAAAAAGAGAUGGACCAGAGAGACGCUCUGACGAAGAUGAAAGACGUGUACGUGAAGAACCCUCAGAUGGGAGAUCCGGCCAGCGUGGACCCCCGGCUAGCAGAGAUCGCCAUGAACAUCGAGAAGCUGCAGAGCGAGGAGCAGAAGUUUGAGAACUGGUUAGCAGAAGUGGAGGAGAGGAUGCCCUCCAAGAGCGACUCCCACCGCAAAAGUGUCAUCUACGAGACCCAAAACAGCACAACAGUGAGCAACAACUGUGCCCAGGACAGAGAGAGGCCCCUGAGCAGCCCGGACGGCAGCUACACGGAGGAGCAGAGCGCAGAGAUUCAGGUCAAAGCCGUCGCCAACCGCGCGCCGGAGUCUGACGACGAGUUUGAUGAGCUGGAGACCAUCGGCACCUGCAAAGCCUUGUACACCUUUGAAGGUCAGAAUGAGGGCACCAUCUCGGUGACAGAAGGCGAGCUGCUGUACGUCAUAGAGGAAGACAAAGGAGACGGAUGGACGCGAGUGCGGAGGAACGAGGAAGAGGAGGGUUACGUCCCCACGUCCUACAUCGAGGUCCUUUUGGAAAGCAACGCCAAAGGUGCUAUGACAUAUAUUUAACUAACAAACCAGUGCUGGUAUCAAUGCCUCUGUGCGUCAGUAUGUUUCCAUUCAUGUGCUGAGUGGGCGGGGCUAAGAUCAAGGACUGUUCCCAGUCAGAUUUGUCUAUUUGAGAGUCUUCCUGUUGCAGAUCUUUUGGUUAUGUUCACCUCCAGUUCACUGCAGCGCCACCUAGUGAGUGUUUCAAACUCUAAAGGCCAUCAAUCUCAAUCUGUACUUUUUUCACUUCGAUUAUACUGUACAUCAAUAUCAGAUUCAAGUUUAAAGUCAUGAUUUGAUCUGUCAAAGUUAAGUUCAUCACUAAUGUUCCUGUUUGAAAAGGACAGUGGAAUCAUGGGAUGUCCUUUACAUCUCCUGUAAAAUCUCCGUACAUUUGUCUGAAAUCCCUCACUGUUCUCCAGUUUGUGGAUUAUAUAGGGCAUGUGUCCAAAUAUUCAGUUCCAAAACACUGGAAAUUUCCCAAAAGUCUCUGCGAGUGUGCAUUGACCCUACCUGAUCUGUACCAGAAACCUGAUCGGUCCCACACAUGAGUGAAUCUAGCGUCACUUCGUCUUGAAGCUAUUGGAAUUAGAUGAGCUCAUGUAGCAUUUCUCGACAGUUUUUCCUCGUUUAUGAUUGUAAACAAUAUAUAAUUCCAUGUUUGCAUACAUUUGUGCUUUUCUCAACUGAAUUACAGCCCAGUAAAAGAGGAAGAAUGUCACCUAAAUGAAAAUAUCGUCAAUUGCAGGUUAAAAUCAGGUCUCUAGUACAAAUCGGGUUGUAACAUACAUUAAUGCUCACUAGAUUGGUAAAUAUAGGCCACAAUACAUUAAAAAGUGAUUUUUAUGAAUCAAAAGUAGUGCGCAUGUGUCCAAAUUUAGCUCAAAUCCAGGGUUCAUGAUAGAGCUGCACUAUAAAGUCUUUUAGGAGUAAGUGAAGGAAUUUAGACAAAUGUGUGAUUAUUUUCGUGGACGCUGCAUGCUGUCAAUGAGUUACGGCAACUUUAUUCCUCACAGAGGGAGGGGUUCAGGUUCACAAUGACAGAGUCGGCCUGUUCUGGUCCUUUUUCCAGGCCAGUGGUAAAGAGAGGAGAAAGACUUGGACCGGGCUCUAUGGUGAGACCUGGCUGGACUCUGUGGUGUCUGGCAUGAGUCUCUGAGCUGCUGAUGAUGAACUUCACUGCCACGAUGUGACUAAACCGACAGACUCCAAAUGUCUCUAACAGACGGCUUCAUGUUCUUUAGUUAUUGCUAUCAUGGCCUGCACUGUGUGCUGUGAAUGGGAUCAGCGUUUGUUCUGUUGGGUCUUAAGAAUGUGACGCACGCUGCAGCAUGUCUGUCUGAAUUUAGCAUGUUAGCGACUAGUUGGGGACAAAACUGAGGGGAAAUGGACAGUUUCUGGUUUCUUUCAUGGUGGAGUGAUCGGUUCUGAUGGAUAUAUAUGCAUGACGAUCGUGCGUUAUAUUUUCAUGACGUCCCUUAAGGUGGCUGUACAAGCAUUAAGAGAACUGCAAGACACACCUGCGCUCCUCUCUUAUGAACACAGACGCGAUUUGUUCAGUAGAGCGGUGGAGUUUCAAUGUUAACCCAAUGUACUGACGCGAUCUGAAGUCCUGCGGCGCUAUUUAAGUAGAAGAUGUGGUGAGGUUGACGCGGUACGUCAAUAAAUCAAGGACACAACUUUGGACAUGUGACGUUUUCAGUGACUCAAUCAAAAGGUUGAAACAGAAAUCCAAAAUGGCCGCUCAAUUGCAAGGAUUUUCAGAGGGACUCAGCUGAGCCUCCAUCUGCCUUUGGGUUGCCAGAUACUAGGGCUGGGAAUCUCAGGGUAACUCACGAUACAAUGCGAUUCGCGAUACCGAUAAUAUCUCGAUAUGGAAAAUAUUGCAAUAAUAAAAAAUAAAUAAUAAUAAAUAAAAAUAAUGUAUCGGUCCUGUAAAAAUUGGUAAAAAUUGGUGACAGUUUCCCUACGUCAUCCUUACAUUUCACUGUCAUGUUGACGUGAAACGCCCUCUAGUGGACUUUUUAGGUGUUUUUUUAAGAAACUGGCAAUCCUUCAUGUCUUUAAGUAUCAGACACGAACGCCAUACCAAUAUUUUGUACCACCUCAACCGGACACUGUCCGGGUUACAGAUGGGCGAAGGUGGGAUACACCCUGGUCAGGACGCGAGCCUGUCCAGAACCCAUGGAGCUGGAACGAUCCCACUACGCUAGCCAGCCGCCUGGUGAAUAGCGUAGUGAGCAAACUCGCUAUCUUGGCCCGCGGGGGAUGGCGGCCUGGUAGAUGAAGAGCUGCUGUAGGUGCCGUCAUUGCGAGCGAGAUCACUCCAGCUCCAUGGGCUUAUGAUGUUUUUCUUAAUUUCAUUGCGACAUUAACAAAAAGAUCGUCCAGCUUUAUUUUUCCUCUCUUGGCUUAAUGCUCAAACUGAGCCACAGACAGAUGGAAGUUACGUUUAAAAGGUGCAUCUCUGAAUGAUCUGGUGAACCCCGACACGGCACCUCUGUAGAGCUCUCCAAAACAUAUAAACCCAAGAUACUCGCACAACAUCAUCCAUGUUUUCUAUGAUGUGACCAUAAAUGAAGUCCAGAAAAACUUUGGUGGAUCGACUCCCCCAAUAAGACUAAUACAUUCCAAGUAAAUAUUGUUGCUAUUUGUAUAUUUUCUCCAGAGUUUUGUUUUACCAACUAGUCAUGAGCUACCCAGACAGAUAUGAUCCUCACAGGAACUUUAUUUUGAAAGGUUCACCGGGAUGUUUUUCACUUUUUCACGUUUUGUUUGUGUGUAUUUUUCUUUUGAAUUGCAGAUUCCUAAAAGUGCGAUGAUGCUGGCUGAGGAAAAGCAGGGCAAGCAGCGUCGGAGAACCCCUCCCCCCAACCCCCGCCCGCCCCGCGCCAAACAGAGUGCGACGGCCAAAUCAGAGCGCCGCUGAAUUUACCGUUAAGUUACAGACAAAAACGGGGAGGCGAUGCGGCUCGAAAAAUGACUCCAUUUGCUUUUUGCAGCAAAGCUUUGCCUCCUAACGGGACUAACGCUUUCUCCAUGCUCGCCAUGAUCCCCUCCCGCUACGCCGUCACCUGGCUUUUUCCUCCAGGUGCAGGAGGGGGUGUGGUCAGAAACGGGACGCGAAGCCAUGUGUGUUUGUGGCCCCUCCCCCUUAAAAUGCUUUUCCCCGUUGGCAGGUUUCAGGAGGAAGAUGUGUGUGUGUGUGUAGGUCAUCUGAAGGUCAAAGCAGCGGUCACUUCCUCAUCCAUCCCAACCUCACCUGUCCUCUCUCUGACCACACCCCCCAGUGACCCCGCCCCCUCCAGCUGCUUUGACGCCCCCUUUUCUGUUUUUUUGCAACAGCUCGGGGUGUUGUGGUGCUGCAUGCUUGCCCUGUCUUCCUCGGAAACCCGGCAGGUCAUCUUACGCCUAACACCCCCAUCCCCCGCUGCCGCCUCCACCCUUUCCGUUCUGUUAACCCCUCCCCCCUCAUCGCCUGUUCAAAUGAACUUGACUGUUUCUGUUCGGUGCCUGUGGAUUUUUUCAGUUUUUUUAAUUCUUUUUUAGCUCUCUCUGCUCAGCGAGCAUGUUUCCCCGAUUUAGCUUUGACUGCAGCGUGUGCCCCACACACCCCUCCCACAGCCACUAGAAAAAGGCCAACAGGACCCUGUUUCUGACCCCUCCUCAGAUAGGUCACACGUGUCUUUUGUAUUUCUUUUUACUGUAUCUUUGUGAUUUUUUUUUUUUUUUAACGUAAGGUUUAUCGUUUGAUCCGUCUACUGUUGAUGAGAACAGUUUCCUGUGAACGACUUUCGAAUCAGCCACCAAACUCCACGUCUUUUCAACGGCACAUAACGGAAAAAAACAUCAGGCUUUUUUUUCUUUUUCUUUUAUUAUUUUUAGCUGGAAAUUUGUCAUUGCUUGAUUUAUCGUGACGGGACGUCUCAUAGCGUCAAAAAUGACUUUUGUUUUUUGAAAAUUGUGGAGAACUCAUGCAGCUCCGAGAAUCGAAGGAUGUGAUGAUCGUUUUUUGAUGAAUUUCCUGCUGAAUCUUCAACCACUCCUUCACUUCCUGUCAUUUGUUCUAAGACGUCCAUCUUUUUCAAAGGAAAAUCUUUUUAGUCCCAGAGUCAGCGGUCUGUACAGAAGAAAUGUUGGAACCAGAGAGAAUAUAUAUGAGUAUAUAAAGUUUAAAAAGAAGAAGACAUUAUUUUAACUAUUGCGAGUCUUACCACAACUUUAUCUGCUUUGCGAAGUAAGACUUCUCUUCCUUUGAAAGGUCUACCAAAUGGUGUAUUUUGCACUUUUUUGUUUGUGUUCCAUUUGGUGGCUCGUGCUUUUGUUUUGAAGCACUGAAUUCUUUGUAUUGUGUUUACUGUGCCAAUAAAAUAUGCCUGAAAAAUUCA
This is a messenger RNA of Oryzias melastigma (Indian medaka), 6926 nucleotides long. RefSeq names its product formin-binding protein 1 (gene fnbp1b). Gene Ontology annotation, molecular function: protein binding. Lineage: Eukaryota; Metazoa; Chordata; Actinopteri; Beloniformes; Adrianichthyidae. The record is from RefSeq and is a predicted model, not a curated record. Gene Ontology annotation, biological process: signal transduction.